Molecule: messenger RNA, 1189 nt
Organism: Hibiscus syriacus
Lineage: Eukaryota; Viridiplantae; Streptophyta; Magnoliopsida; Malvales; Malvaceae
Product: peroxidase N1-like
Exons: 3
Coding region: 34-1023 (329 amino acids)
Biological process (GO): hydrogen peroxide catabolic process; response to oxidative stress
Cellular component (GO): plant-type cell wall; plasmodesma
Molecular function (GO): heme binding; peroxidase activity
Source: RefSeq, a predicted model, not a curated record
UGAAUCUUCAAGGUCUUCUCUUCUCCAACAACAAUGGGGUUUAGUUGUUUUAGCCAAAGAUUCGUUCUAGUUUCCCUGUUGCUUGCCGUGGCCGGUGGUGUAUUGGUGGAAGGCCAGGGCACCAGGGUUGGGUUCUACUCGGCUUCAUGUCCUCGAGUCGAGUCCAUCGUGAGGUCCGCGGUUCAAUCCCAUUUCAGGUCUGAUUCAACCGUGGCUCCCGGUUUGCUCCGCAUGCACUUCCAUGACUGCUUCGUCAAUGGAUGCGAUGGUUCGAUCCUUAUCGACGGUUCCGGUACCGAGAAAACGGCGCCUCCAAAUCUCUUGUUGAGAGGGUACGAAGUCAUCGACGAUGCCAAGACUCAGCUCGAAGCUGCAUGCCCUGGUGUUGUUUCGUGUGCUGAUAUUUUAGCUCUCGCUGCUCGUGAUUCUGUAGUUGUGAGCGGUGGAGCGAGCUGGGCCGUGCCGACAGGCCGCCGAGACGGAACGGUUUCGCAGGCAUCCGAUGCCGCCAAUUUGCCCGGCUUCCGUGACUCGGUCGAUUUGCAGAAGCAAAAAUUUGCAGCAAAGGGUCUCAACACUCAAGAUCUUGUCACCCUUGUUGGGGGGCACACCAUUGGUACUUCAGCCUGCCAAUUCUUCAGAUACAGGCUUUACAACUUCACCACGACCGGAAACGGAGCCGACCCUUCGAUCGCCGCCUCAUUCGUUUCACAACUUCAAGCUCUUUGUCCGCAGAACGGUGACGGGUCACGGAGGAUCGGAUUGGACACCGGCAGCGUUAACAGAUUCGAUAACUCGUUCUUCGCCAACUUGAGGAUUGGCAGGGGAAUUCUCGAGUCCGAUCAAAGUCUAUGGACCGACGCUUCCACCCGGAACGUUGUUCAACGAUUCUUGGGCAUCAGAGGGUUGCUUGGAUUGACGUUCAACAUUGAAUUUGGAAGGUCCAUGGUGAAAAUGAGCAACAUUGAAGUGAAAACAGGCACUGUGGGCGAAAUCCGCAGGGUUUGUUCUAAAGUUAAUUAACUGUAAUAAAUGUGGGUAAGAUCCAAUCAUAUAGUGUAAAAAAACCAAAAAGUUUUACACUGAUGAUGUAAUUUGACCUUGUUUGUUUUGAAAAUUAUGGAUAUUGUCUACGUUAAUUAAUUCGAUAAAAACGUGCAAAUUUAAGGAUAAUCAUUGUCAAAUGCAA